AUGGAUUCAAGGAAUCCAUAUAGCCAGUCUCGUAGUUAUGUAGGCCUUUUUAAUAGUCAGAACUUUUCUUAUGAAAGUUAUCCUUCUACUUUAAACUUUGGAGCCUCAGAAAUCCCUCCUUUCAGUUCACAACAAACCGACGCUCCAGAUGUAUGUGAAGACACACCAGUGGCCUGUAGGGAGAGAAUGAAAUGGACUCCAGCUGAUGAAGACGUCCUAAUAAGUGCGUGGCUAAACACAUCUAAGGAUGAUGUUGUUGAAAAUGAACAAAAAUCAGGGACCUUCUGGAAACGAGUAGGUGAAUAUUAUGCAGCAAGUCCUCAUGCUAGAGAGAGUGGUGAACCAAGAGAGCAUCUCCAUUGUAUGAGCAGAAAUGGCUUAGCCUUAACACUCCUAAACCUAGUGGGAGUUCAAAGCAAAAAGCUGGAGAGACAUGUUGACAAACUUCAAGCACCACUGUUGGUGAUCAUGAGAUCCGUCCUGAAGGUAUCAAGGCUGCUAAAGAUAAAAAAGAAUAAUGCUCAAGGGAAGUCUCUUGCUGAGUAUAUGAGCAUUUGGGAAAUGAAGAAGGAGGAUCUCAUGAUGAAGGAGAAACUGUCAAAGCUUGCCAUACUAGACACACUCCUAGCCAAGAAAGAACCACUAAGUGAGGCUAAAGAAGUUGUCAAGAAUAAGCUACUCGCCCAGUAUUUCUGA
Molecule: messenger RNA, 696 nt
Organism: Brassica napus (rape)
Lineage: Eukaryota; Viridiplantae; Streptophyta; Magnoliopsida; Brassicales; Brassicaceae
Exons: 2
Coding region: 1-696 (231 amino acids)
Source: RefSeq, a predicted model, not a curated record